ACUUACACACAAUUUUGUUCCUCCCUCGCCAUAUCUCUUCCUUUAGACGAAACCUGAUAUUUUCAAGAACCAUAAAAAAAGAAAACCUCGUUCAAUUAUUUGAAAGCAAAUAAAUGGAAACAAAUAAUAAUAAUAAUAAUAAUAAUAAUAAUAAUAAUAAUGCACCGAGAUGGACACCAAGUCCAAGCCAAACAAGACCACUGGCUAAAACAGGUACAGAAGAUGAUGAAGAAAAGAAAAUAACGAGGGGUUCCAGCAGUUUAAGGAAGUAUUUUCCAUUUAGUUUAACAAGUAUUAGUAUGUCAUCUUCACUACCUCCUGCUGUAUCAUCAUUAGCUGAUCAUGAUGAUGAUGUUGAUUUCAAUAUGGAGCUUGGUAGCAAUAAUAAUAAUAAUAAUAAUAAUAAUAAUAAUGGUCAUGAUGAUGUGUCUUUGACAUGGAAAGAUUUAUGGAUUACGGUUAAGGCUGGUAAAGGUGGUAGUGAUGGUGCCGACGAAAUUGGAGGGCAACGCUCUAUUUUACAAGGGGUAGCUGGUUUUGCUAAGCCUGGACAAGUCUUAGCUGUUAUGGGUCCCUCUGGUUGUGGCAAAUCCACUCUUUUAGACGCUUUGGCAGUGAAUAUUAAUUACAAAAGAAUGAAGCUUAAGGAUGAGGUUAGAAGUAAUGAAGAUAUUCAUUUGUCGUUGACAUGGAAAGAUUUGUGUGUGACCGUCGCUAAUAAUGGCGGGGACAGCGGCGGACGACGCCCCAUCUUAGAAGAUGUGAGUGGUUUCGCAUCCCCUGGACAGGUCUUGGCUAUCAUGGGACCUUCUGGAUGUGGCAAGUCAACUCUUUUAAAUGCGUUAGCGGGAAGACUAGGUUCAAAUACCAGACAAACAGGGGAAAUUUUGAUCAAUGGUCGAAAACAAACUCUUGCUUUUGGAACUUCAGCAUAUGUAACUCAAGAUGACACUUUAAUGACAACAUUAACAGUAAAAGAAGUUGUAUACUACUCAGCUCAACUUCAACUGCCAGAUUCAAUGACUAAAUCCCAGAAAUUAGAGAGAGCUAAGGAUGCAAUUAGAGACAUGGGUUUACAAGGUUGUGUUAACACAAGAAUAGGAGGUUGGAGUGUUAAAGGUCUUAGUGGAGGACAAAAGAGAAGAGUUAGUAUUUGCAUUGAAAUCUUGACAAAACCAAGGUUAUUGUUCUUAGAUGAGCCUACUAGUGGUCUUGAUAGCGCAGCUUCUUAUCAUGUCAUGAGCCGAAUCAUCAAGCUUGCCAAACAGGAUCAUAGGACAGUUAUUGCAUCGAUUCAUCAACCGAGCAGUGAAGUCUUUGAGUUGUUCCAUAAUCUUUGCCUCCUCUCAUAUGGAAAGCUUGUGUAUUUUGGUCCCGCUUCAACUGCUAAUGAGUUUUUCGCUUUGAGUGGCUUCCCCUGUCCAAGCAUGCGAAACCCUUCAGAUCAUUACCUAAGAACCAUCAACAAAGAUUUCGAAACUGCUGAUAUUGAGCAAGGUUUUGGUGGAAAGAAGAGCACUGAAGAAGCAAUAAACACGCUGGUCGAUUCAUACAGAUCAUCACAAACAUAUUCAGAAGUACAACAACAAAUUUCAAUGAUAUGCCAACAGGGAGGAGGUUCAACCGAAUCAAAAAGAAAUCAUGCGAGUUUCAUCACACAAUCGAUUGUUCUCACCAAAAGGUCAUUCGUGAACAUGUAUCGUGAUUUGGGGUACUACUGGCUUCGGCUUGCAAUCUACAUUGCACUUUGCAUAUGUGUGGGGACUAUAUUUUAUGAUAUUGGAAACUCUUACGGUUCAAUUCAGGCUCGAGGAUCAAUGCUCAUGUUUGUUGCACAGGAGGAUCAUAGACUUGCGUACAAGUUUACUAAUAUGAUUUUUACAUUUGUCACAGUUCUUAUUUCUCAUGUUGAUUGGAAGUUUUUGUUGAUGCUGGUAGAUUUGAAUGCUUAUUCGGAGAUUAAUGUUGAUGUUUGA
Molecule: messenger RNA, 1976 nt
Organism: Amaranthus tricolor (Joseph's coat)
Lineage: Eukaryota; Viridiplantae; Streptophyta; Magnoliopsida; Caryophyllales; Amaranthaceae
Product: ABC transporter G family member 1-like
Exons: 10
Coding region: 114-1976 (620 amino acids)
Cellular component (GO): membrane
Molecular function (GO): ATP hydrolysis activity; ABC-type transporter activity; ATP binding
Source: RefSeq, a predicted model, not a curated record